Molecule: messenger RNA, 393 nt
Organism: Pistacia vera
Lineage: Eukaryota; Viridiplantae; Streptophyta; Magnoliopsida; Sapindales; Anacardiaceae
Exons: 2
Coding region: 1-393 (130 amino acids)
Source: RefSeq, a predicted model, not a curated record
AUGGUGGAAAUACUGUCUAGCAAAAGUUUCCUAAACAUUGAUUGUGUCACGAAUGUUGCGGAUACAAUUGAAGCAUGGGGAACUGGAGCUACAGGAAGUUUCUGGAGAAGUUUAGAAGCUGGUACGGGUCUAUUAGAUACUGUAAGGGAGUUGAAGAAUGCAGAGGCUAUUUUUACACUCUUCAAGGAUACGCUCUGUCGAGAAUUUACUGGAAUAACUAUAAGCAGUAGGAAUCUCACAGAGGUAGUUGCCUUAGAAGCUUUGACAAAGCUUAGGCUUUGUGAAAUGUGUCUGUUUGAAAAUUUCGUCUGUGAAUAUAGACAAUAUUUUGUUCAGUUGCCUGGUGGCAUGCAGGAUGUCAUGAAGAAUACUUUCUUUGCUAAGCUUCCCUAA